UUGUGAAUGUUGCCGAAAGUGGAAGUGUGGAAUUUAUCAGCUGUUGAUUUUGUAAAUGUAAUCAUCUUAAGUUCAUCCAAUUUUAAACGUAAUUUAUUUUGCUUCGUGUUUAUAAAAUAAAACAUUUUCUACGUUUUGUAUACCCAUAAUGUAAUAAUGCGAACCGGUCGCAAACAAAAACAAAGAAGAAUUAAGCGUAGGGGCACAAAACAUAAUAAUACAAACGUUAGUGCGUCCGUUGUCACAGCUAGCGAUGCUAAUGGUUCUAUUUUGACAAAGCAGAAGGUUAAACGAAAAAAGGGAAAAGCGCGCAAAAAGUUCCAGCGUUUGUCUACAAAAGAAAAAUUAGCAGCGCGAAAAAUACUGGCCAAAAAAUUGCGAAACCGACAACCAGAGUCAAAAGAAGUUAGCUGGCCAAGCGGCAAAAUAAAAGAUAUUGCAAUGACCAAAGCGGACGAGACACCCACAACUAGCAGCAAUCGCAAAAGCGGUGGAUUUAAGAAAAUCCGGGAUAAUACGAAACGCCGUUUGCAACUGCGAAAAAAGCGACUGGGUCGAAGCGCCGCAAAUGGAGAUGCCACGAGUUCCAGCCAAAGAGUUUCCAAGAGACUUUUGCGUGCCAUAAGACGGCGUCAAUUACAAAAUGCAAAUAAAUCCAAAUUACAGCGUAGUUUGCGUAGUAAAUUGAAUUUGGCAGGAAAAAUCACAGCGCCAUCGUCCAACUUAAACAAUUUAACACUAGAAGAUGGUGAAAUAAUCUCGGAUGACGAGGUGAAUAAUGUGAAAGUAACCACGCAUACAACUGCGGACAAUGAUGAUGACUGCAUAUGGGUUGAGCCGCAGAUUGAGCAAAUCAUCAUUGAUGAUGAUGUACCCGAAACGUAUCGCAACAAAACCAAAAAUAACAAUACCUCCGGCUAUGUUUCCAUAAUACAGCGCAUAAAUGGGCGGAUGGGUACAGAAGCCACCACAAGCAAGUUGGUCACUUCAACGCCAUGUGGCCGGGCAACAGCAACACGAAAUUCUACACAAAGUAAAGCAGAAGAUUUCAGUGAUUUAACCAGCAUGUUUUAUGAAGAUGUCUCUAGAAUUAAUACGCUCGACACUAUUACCUCGGAAGACACUUUCUCGAAUUAUUCAGUGCUACCAGGUGCGGCGAGGAAUCAAAAAUCGACUGCGAAAAACCGUAGAAGAAACAAAAGCAAAAAUCAAACGGUUACCUCGAAAGAUGUCAUCGUACUGGAUGACACCUUAAAUGAUUCCACGCUAAAACCCUCGGCAAAUGCAGUAAAUAGCAAAAAUAAUGACGAGGAAAUGGACGAUUCCGUAAUAUUCAUCAGCGAAACAACACGAAAAGCGGAUAGAGCUGCGCAAGCAUUAGAUUUUGUGCCGCUCAGUAGUAAUGAUGUGCCGAAUCCCAUUGUCGUGCCUGUGAGCCCGCCUCGUACGCCGAGAAGAGCGGCUGUGAACAGUGGUCUCUUUACAACCAGCGAGAAAAAAUCAUUACUGGCGUACAAUAACAACACAUACAAUCCAAAUGCUGGCGAUCCAAAAGCGUCGCAGCAACAAAGCACUAAACGCUUAAUACUCAUCGAUGGCUGUAAUGUUGCAUUUAAUCAUGCCCUUAACAGAGAGUUUUCGGUCAAGGGUUUAAAAAUUUGUAUUGAUUACUUUGAAAAAAUGGGUCAUGAAGUCAAAGCUGUUGUACCACAAUUUCGUAUGCAUAAAUGCACCGAUUCCGCCGCUAUGUUCCAGUUACACAGUAAGGGCAAAAUUGUGAUGACACCUUGUAAAAAUUUACCCGGGAAAUUCACCAUUAGUUAUGAUGAUCGUUUUGUCUUGCAGCUGGCUGCUGAAAUGGAUGCAGCGAUUGUUUCCAAUGAUAACUACCGUGAUCUCAUAAAUGAAAAUGCCGCAUUCAAAAAACUAAUCGAGAAUCGCGUUAUCGGCUUUACCUGGUGCAAUGAUCUAUUUAUGGUGGCCAAAGAUCCGUAUGGCAAGUGGGGACCAUCAUUGCAAACAAUUCUGAAUAGAACGUAAACCAAAUACUUUUAAGUUUAGCAUUUUGAUACUACAGUUAUAGAAGUCUUACGCACUUAUUUAGAUAGCUAUACACUUUUUCAAACGCGGCUGAGCCCGCUUGUUGUAUAUUAAACGCUUCCGUUUUUAUAUUUUCAUGUCCUACCUUUUCGCUUGUAUUGAGACAAAAAAAAACUAAAAACAAAAGAAAAAAAAAUAUUGAGCACAAGCUUUGAUUUGAAUACUUCAUUUAUUAUAUUUUUUAUUUAUUAUUUAAAAUUCAUUUUAUAAAUAAAAAUGAAACAGAAGAAA
This is a messenger RNA of Zeugodacus cucurbitae (melon fly), 2331 nucleotides long. RefSeq names its product NEDD4-binding protein 1. The transcript has 6 exons. Gene Ontology annotation, cellular component: nucleus; cytoplasmic ribonucleoprotein granule. Lineage: Eukaryota; Metazoa; Arthropoda; Insecta; Diptera; Tephritidae. Gene Ontology annotation, molecular function: mRNA binding; RNA endonuclease activity. Bases 157 to 2040 code for a protein of 627 amino acids. The record is from RefSeq and is a predicted model, not a curated record.